AUGGAGUCAAUCUCGCGCAUCAGCUCCAUGCUGGAGACUGCACGCGACUUGACUCUCGAAGCUGCCAAAGAUGUCGGGCCGCGCAAAUCGACUCGACCGCUGCCGGCGGCCCAGAUCAAGAAGAUGUUGGAUAGUAGGAAUGAGAGAGAUGUGCUGGAUGGAUUGCGCAGAGUUGUAGCGAUGCAAUAUGCCAAUCCUCCACAACCUACUUUGACCUUCUUCCCGGCCGUCCUGAAGACUCUGUCGAAUCCGUAUCCUUCUACGAGACCAUUGGUAUAUAACUACCUCAUUCACCAUGCCGAAGCCGACCCCGAUACCGCUCUUCUAUCAAUCAACACGAUACAGAAAUCAUUGUCGGAUUCGAAUCCACGAGUAAGAGCUAUGGCUUUGAAGACUAUGUCUGGGAUCAGAGUUCCCGUGAUAUCGCAGAUUGUGAGCUUGGCUAUCAAGAAGGGUGUUAGCGAUUUGUCGCCGUUGGUACGGAAAGCUGCUGCGCUGGCCUGCGUGAAAUGCGUAAGAUUGGACGCGACAACACGGCCACAGGUGGAGGACUAUAUCGAGGCCCUUCUAGCUGAUAAGCAAUACUACGUUGCCGGAGCUGCGGUCCAAGCGUUCACGGAGGUCUGCCCGGAUCGAUUCGACAUGAUACAUCCAGUAUAUCGACGUCUUUGCAAGAUGACCGUCGACAUGGAUGAGUGGGGUCAGCUGGCUCUGAUGAAGCUUCUGACUGUAUACUCAAGGAAGUGCUUCCCGCGAAGGACGAAACGAGUGAAACGUGUUGCUACCCAGGAGCAGCGAGCCAAGGACUUUUACGAAGACUUGGAGCCGGAACAUGAGACUGAGGACGCCUACGAGGAAAUCGAAUUCAUCGAUCCAGAUCUUGACUUGUUUCUGAAAUCCAUACAACCUCUACUCUCGAGCCGCAACUCCGCAGUCAUUGUCGCUGUCACGAGGGCGUACCUGUACCUCUCCCCAACGAAAUAUCUCCACCAUGCUAUUGGGCCGUUGAUCGCCCUUCUUCGAGCGCCACACGACAUCAAGCAAGUGGCUUUAUACAACAUCGUUCAGGUCUGUCUGAUACAGCCAGCGCAUUUCACUUUUUACUUCCGCCACUUCCUGAUCCACUCUACUGAGGGACCCAAUGUCUGGCGACUGAAGCUGGAAAUAUUGACGCUGAUCUUCCCAUACAGUGGGAAAGAGGUUCAGAACCUCAUUCUUGCGGAGCUUGAACACUUCUCGAAGGGGCAUGAUGCUCAGCUGGUUCGAGAAAGCGUGCGCGCCAUCGGCCGAUGCGCUCAGUCUUCGAGCUCUUCGACAUCGAGAAGAUGUUUGUCCCUACUGCUCAAGCAGAUCCACAGCUCUGACUCCAAUCUCGUCGGCGAGGCGAUGGAAGUCAUCCGGCAUCUAAUCCAACGCUCUCCCGACGAACAUCGCAAGACAGUCAUUCGAUUGGCGAAGAACUUGGACUCUCUGACUUCAUCCACAGCGCGCGCAAGCAUCGUCUGGCUCGUAGGUGAAUUUGCAGGCUACGAUCCGGAGAACAACAUCGCCGCGGACGUGCUAAGAAUCCUGGUGAAAGGAUAUGCAGACGAGAGCGACGAAGUGCGGGCGCAAAUUAUCUUGCUCGGCGCGAGAGUCUACCUCCAUCACUUAAAUGCCAAGAACUCGAAGCGAAAGGCCUUAGACGCUCUGGUCUCGGACCAAACAUCUCAGCAGAACUCCAGCACAGUCCUCUCUCCAAGCGGCGAGGAAGAAGAGGGCGGUUUCGGCAAAGACGCAUUGGCUCAAAGCCAAGCUCCGCCCGAAGAAGAGCAAGAAGAGCAGCACGUCAUCGACCUCCUAUACCAACACAUCAUGCUCCUCGCCCGCUACACCCCCUCGUACGACCUCCGCGAUCGUGCUCGUCUCUUCCGCUCCCUACUCGCCAUCCAGUCGAGCACCGAACUCGCCUCCUUACUCCUCCUCGCACCCAAACCCGUCCCACAGGCCCCGUCACCGAGCGAAGCGCGCAAGAACCUCACUCUCGGCUCUACAAGCCUGGUCGUUGGCGAGGGGCCUCUGAGGGGAUACGAGGCGAUUCCGGACUGGGUCGAGGAGGGACGAGAGCCAGAUCCGAAGUUGAGGGAUGAUGGUGGACGGGAGGAGUACAUCGCAGGUGGGAAUAAGAGUGUCAACGCGGCUGCUGGGGGGAGACUUGAUGAGGCGUUGGCGAGUGAUCCUGGAUAUAGACCUGAGGCUAGCGGUGCGCCGAGGAAAGAGAAGACGUUGGAUGCUUGGUUGGAUGAAGAAGAGGAUGAGGAGGAGAGUGAGGAGACGGAGAGUGAGGAGGAAGAGGAGACUGAUGAUGAGGAAGAAGAGAGCGAGUAUGAGACGGAUAGUGAGGAGGAUGAGAGGGCUGGGCUGGUGAAGUAG
This is a messenger RNA of Zasmidium cellare ATCC 36951, 2412 nucleotides long. RefSeq lists its product as uncharacterized. Gene Ontology annotation, biological process: intracellular protein transport; vesicle-mediated transport. The coding region runs from base 1 to 2412 and encodes 803 amino acids. Gene Ontology annotation, cellular component: membrane coat; AP-3 adaptor complex. The transcript has 3 exons. The record is from RefSeq and is a predicted model, not a curated record. NCBI's taxonomy places the organism in Eukaryota, Fungi, Ascomycota, Dothideomycetes, Mycosphaerellales, Mycosphaerellaceae.